Messenger RNA from Gymnogyps californianus (California condor), 922 nucleotides. RefSeq names its product gem nuclear organelle associated protein 8 (gene GEMIN8). Gene Ontology annotation, cellular component: SMN complex. The record is from RefSeq and is a predicted model, not a curated record. Bases 143 to 922 code for a protein of 259 amino acids. Lineage: Eukaryota; Metazoa; Chordata; Aves; Accipitriformes; Cathartidae. Gene Ontology annotation, biological process: spliceosomal snRNP assembly. The transcript has 6 exons.
GCACAGGAGGCGGCUCUGCUGGGCUCCCCGUGCCCUUGGAGCCACAGGCUGCCCGGGAAUUACUGCUAUUGGUGUAACAACAUUGCUGUGAAGACAUCAUAGUGAUAGUUCACCUUGAUCACCAGAACAAACUCCACAAGAGAUGGGAGACACUGAGCCAUGGUAUUCUCAGCAAGUGUACGCAAGAUACUGGAAGCACUAUGACUUAGCCAUGCGCUGGAUGCGUAGACACCAGAAAGCCUACAGGAAAGCCAUGGAGUCCUUUUAUCACCUGCCGUGGCAUCCUUCUGCAGCCUCUCCAAGUAGCCGCUACUCAGAUUGGGAUGGGAAUGAUCUCCCACAUACCCAAAACUAUUCUUCCAGCUAUAGCCCACAUGGCAGAACUCUGUACCAUGGGGGACCUGGGCUGUACACAGAUGCCCACCAAGGGAGGGAGGAUGCUGACAGGGACUCUGAAAUGGAGGAAGACUCUGAGUCUGAAGGGGAGAUAGAAUAUGACUUGAGUAACAUGGAGAUCACAGAGGAGCUUCGCCAGUUUUUUGCACAGACAGAGAGGCACCGGGAAGAACUGCGGAGACAGCAGCAGCUGGAAGCUGAGCACCAGUACGUGGAGGCUGAUCAAGACCUUCACAAAAGGACGGGGCGUUCUGUGCAGCCGCCUGCAGAAAGACCUGGGGAGAGGCGAAUGGCAGAAAUGAAGAAACUGUAUGGUUCUGAAGCUGCCAAAAUCCAGGCAAUGGAGGCUGCCAUGCAGCUUAUCUUUGAUAGAAACUGUGACAAAAAGCAGCCCAAAUACUGGCCCAUUAUUCCCCUUAAGCUCCCUCUUUGCCAGCUGGCAUCCCGUUUUCUACUUUUCCAGCGGGCAUUGCUUCAGCUCAGCGUGAUCCUUCGGAGGGGGAGCAGUAGCCUAUUUAGAGCUUAA